UUCCAGCUAGUGUUGUAAAACACUUGAACCGGCCAGUCGGAUUGUUUACAUUUUUGUACCCGCUGGAUUGGAUUCCCAAAUGUAAACAAAAUCGGUCCAUGUUUGGCCCACAAUGGAGUUGAAUAUAUUCGAAGACUGCUGGGAGUUGGUGCAGCGAUUCCAGAGACUGGUCAAUGAUGGCGAAAACUUUGAGUUCGAGACGUUCUGCCGUUGUUGGCGCGACAUGCAGCUGCAGCACCUCUUCACCGGUCAGUCGAGCCACACCGAGGUGAUAGCCACCACCCUGGCGGCCCUGCACGUGGCCAAGAGGCUGUCCUGCUCCCGCCGCACCACUGGCGACGUAUUCGCAGCAACACGCGCCCAGAGGAUAGGCGGAUUGUUUCUGCUCUACGUGAUCUACUACAAGCAGCCCACCCACAACUUUGUCAAGAUCGAGGUAUCCCCGCGCACCUGGCAGGAGCUCACCGACUACGUCCUGCAGCUACGCAAAGAGAGUUCGGAGCGGAAGGACACACAGCAAGUGGCCUACAUGCUGUGGCGCCUCGUCCAGGAGCAGGCCUUCCGCUUUACAGCGCUAGACUACUGCCAGGGAUUGGACAACCUGGUGGACUACGACCGACUAGAGAUUACGGCGGGCGCCAAGAGGCAAAAGCAAAGUGCCCUGAUGCAGAAGCAACAGCGUACCAAUAAUGUCAGUCUCACCUACGAGCUGGAGGGUCUGCGAACCCUGGACCUCGCCAGUCAGCCGUUGUGUGACCUGGAGUCGGCGUACAACGCCCAAAAGGCGCAGCUGGCUGGUCAGGAACAGGCUCUGCCGCCCACUCAAAUAUUUAGCCAGCUGCGUGAUGUCUUUGCCGAAAUACAAAGUAUACUGGGAGAGAAAAAGAGCGCUGCAGAAGAGGAUCAACCCACCACAUCUGCAAGCAACCAGUUGGAGGUGCGCCAAAGGGUGCGAAACAAGGCCAUGUAUGGCGUUGAAAAAAGGGAGCCCCAAGAGCAGGCGGAGGAGCUGGAAGUGGAACUGGAGGUGAACGAGGCGUACCAGCGGAGGAUGUCAUCAGCCACCGUGUUCCAGCAGCAACUGCCGGAGGAUGUACAAAGAGAGUAUGAUAAUAACUAUGACUAUAGUGACGACGAGGAAGAAGAGGCCGGGGAUAGCGAGCUAACAGAGGAAGAAGUUCAAGAACUACUGGGCUGCUAAUAUAGAUUAUGAAAUUAUUACAAUAACAAAAGAAUGUUGUUUAGUGCAGAAUAUUUAAGUUUGAAUAAAAUUAAUAAGAUUUACCAUUGAAAAA
Messenger RNA from Drosophila biarmipes, 1295 nucleotides. RefSeq lists its product as uncharacterized. Gene Ontology annotation, cellular component: snRNA-activating protein complex. Lineage: Eukaryota; Metazoa; Arthropoda; Insecta; Diptera; Drosophilidae. Gene Ontology annotation, molecular function: sequence-specific DNA binding. The transcript has a single exon. Bases 113 to 1201 code for a protein of 362 amino acids. Gene Ontology annotation, biological process: snRNA transcription by RNA polymerase II; snRNA transcription by RNA polymerase III. The record is from RefSeq and is a predicted model, not a curated record.